AUGAAUAGGAUGAAUUCGGAUUCAUGUGAUAGUAGUGUUUGUGAUACUUGUGGGUCACCUGUGGAACAGUUUGGCACAAAUGACAACAUGAGUGACACGACUAGUACUGAGCAAAUAGUGUCGACCCGACUGUCGUGGACGACAAAAAUCUUCUUCAGCUUUGGUCACGUCUACAAUGAUUUAUGCGCUUCUGUUUGGUUUUCAUACACAUUAAUCUUCUUUCAAAUGCAAUUCAAUGGUUCGGUGGCCAGUAUUUUGAUACUCUUGGGACAAGUGGCCGACGCUUUGGCCACACCUUUUGUCGGCUUCUUUUCGGACCGAAACGAUUCAAAUCAGUUGUUGUGUAGAUAUGGGAAGAGAAAAACUUGGCAUCUGUUGGGCUCUAUUCUAGUGUCCGCAGCCGUACAGGUGGGACACGUCUCACUCAUUACUGACUUAACUACAAGCGGCAACUGUUGCUUCUUCUAUAUGUGUUUAUACGAUCGCGUGUUAAUAGUGUAUAUCGUGUGCGCCAUCGGAGCCGUCUUUUCAGUGCUAUUCAAUAUUGUUGUAAAGGAAGUGAAACCACCGAAAAUGGAUUAUCCGUACAGUUCUUCCAAUGACUUGAUUACCAAUAAUGAAAUUUCCAAAAAUAUUUGCCGCAAAGAAGUGGACAAUAAAAACAAUAAUAUUAAAGAUUACGGCACUAAUUGCACUAAUAUUUCAUAUUCUCCGACAAAUCCGGAAAACGGAAACAUCAAAUCCAAUCAAUUUUAUAAAUGGAGCGAUUGGUUAAAGGAUUUUAAAUUUUACAAAGUGGCUAGCAUAGCUAUCAUCCCAUUUGUGACAUACAUUAGUGGAUUCAUUUGGUCACUCAUAUCGAGAUUUAUAUCCAAUAAAACGGGAUCCAAAAUACUACUAGUGAUGGGUUGUCUGUUUGGAUUGGCUUCUUGUGUGUGGAAUAGUUUUGGUUCCGUAGACAACGAGUCGUUCAAACAAUGGCAGGUCUAUGGGGCAGCCCUUCUCUUCGGCAUCGGUGGCACAACUAUGCUUAUCGCCAGUCUAUCCCUCACAUCAGAUCUGAUUGGAAACAAUACGACGAGUUCAGCCUUUGUCUUCGGGACAAUGAGCUUCUUCGACAAAGUGCUCAACGGUUCGGUUGUCGUAAUUCUGGAACAAAUAAAUCCCUAUAAGAAUAGGUCAGACGAUGAAAGCUUUUCCAACACUUACUACAAACAGAUUGUGGUGUAUGUCUCGGGAGCGGCAGCUCUUCUCACACUAUUGGCUGUCAUCCCAAUUAUGAGGACUAAGGCUUCAAGUCAUCUAAAGUAUAGCUCCAAAUACUUCUCCCGUCUUGACAGAGAGGCUGUCCUCGGAUUUUGUCCCGAAGAAGGUGUCGAUUGCGGACAAUCCAUGCGAACCGACAGUUGCAGACCAAUGGGUUAUAACUGA
Molecule: messenger RNA, 1431 nt
Organism: Medioppia subpectinata
Lineage: Eukaryota; Metazoa; Arthropoda; Arachnida; Sarcoptiformes; Oppiidae
Source: the annotation of a GenBank genome assembly